AUGUCGAAGAGGUUGACCGAAGAAAUGGUGAUUGCCCGAACAAAAUGCUCCGACCUCAGUCAAGUCAAAAGAAUAAAUUGCUGGGGCAGCGAAUUGAUAGACGUUUCUUUGCUGAGAAAAAUGCCCUCACUUGAAGUUGUGGCUUUAAGCAUUAACAAAAUAAACAGUUUGGCGGAUUUCCAAUUCUGCACGCUGUUGGAGGAAUUGUACGUCCGGCAAAACGACAUCAGGGAUUUGUGCCAGGUGAUGUACCUGCAGUGCCUGCCCAAUUUGAAGAACCUGUGGCUCGAACAGAACCCGUGCUCGAGCGUCGAUGGGUAUCGAUUGGCGGUGCUGAGGGCCCUUCCGCAGCUGCAGAAACUGGACAACGUCCAGGUGACGGCGGAAGAGCGAAAGGAAGCCCAAAGGCGCGGCAAGGCGCUGAUACACCCGGAAGAUUCGCAGGAGGAGAGCGAAGACGAGUACGCCUCGUCGCCUCAGCAUAGAGUCGUCAGAUCCAGGGAGCAAUAUUCGGAAACUGAGUCGAGUCCGUUGCGCCAGAGCCCCAUACCUUCGGCCAGGGAUGAGACUACUGAUUACGAAGAGCUCGAGGAAAACGAAGAUCAUUAUUUGAAAGACAAUGGCUCGGAUGCGAAUCACGCGCUAUCGCCCACGAGACAGAGCCCACCGCCCUUAAGAGAUGCGAACAGGAGAAAUUAUUCGCCGGAACUUGGUUAUGCAGAUAAAAGACAGGUCAAAUACGAAAGGGAAUCGCCACCUCGACACCACCAACAGCAGCAAUAUUAUGAGAAAUCAUCUCCUACUAACAACGCAUCAUUUGAGGAACCGGUAACUGAAACCACUAACUUUAAGGAAACAAAGCUGGUUAACAGCCAAUCAGCGAAUUGUAUUAAGGAAUACUCAAACGGCGAAAAAUACACUCCAUCGUAUUCCGGAAGCGAAUAUUCAGUUCCGCACGCAGUGGAACGAAAAGAACGUUACGGUUGUCCCGCUUCGGCGCACCGACCCCCAUUUGCUAGGAGGCCCGUAACGAGGAAUUCGAAUAUCCUCUCCGCGGUGUUGUGCUUGGUGAAAGAAUUGGAUUAUCCGAGUUUGGAAGUGGUGGAUAUGGCGAUUAGGUGUAGAAUGGACGAAUUGGUGGAAUGA
Molecule: messenger RNA, 1146 nt
Organism: Phyllotreta striolata
Lineage: Eukaryota; Metazoa; Arthropoda; Insecta; Coleoptera; Chrysomelidae
Source: the annotation of a GenBank genome assembly